Dibothriocephalus latus is the source of this 351-nucleotide messenger RNA. The record is from the annotation of a GenBank genome assembly. NCBI's taxonomy places the organism in Eukaryota, Metazoa, Platyhelminthes, Cestoda, Diphyllobothriidea, Diphyllobothriidae.
AUGAGAACACAAGAAACGGCCUUGGCCCGUUUCUAUGGCCUUCCCAAUCUUCACAGGGAGGGCACUCCUGAUCGACCCAUCGUAUCACUGAACGGCAUUCCAACGUACGAUCUGGCAGUCGAGGCCGUCAAACUACUAAGAAGCAAAUACGAUGAGACUGAAAAUAGCCUUGGACAUGCCCAACUUCCGCUGCUCUCAAAAUUCUGUCUCAGGACGUACUUCGCCUUUGACGGAACAAUCUACGAGCAGGUAGAGACACCAAUGGGUUCACUGAUUUCGGGACUCAUAGGCGAGGCGGUCCUACAACGGCAGGAUUCGCUCGUUAUCCAACAUCACAGACCGACAUUCUGA